AUGCUGAAUAGAAGAAGGUAUGGUUUUGCAAAUUUUGCUUUUGUUAGAUAUCGUUUCUAUGAAGAAUCACAAAAGGCUAUCUCUUUUGGUAAUGGGAGAAGGUUAGAUGGUCAGUCUUUGAUUGUGAGAAAAGCCUCUGCAAGGAUAAUUGAUAGGGGCCAACAGGCCAGAGUGUAUACCGGUAGAAGUUUUAUUCAAUAUGAUAGAAGAUGUAUAGAUUCAGACCUGAGGACAGAGGAAGGAGUGUUUACGGAUCGUGGCAGAAUAUGGAAGAGGAAGAGAAUCGCGCAACCUGGUUCGAAGCCAUCUAAUAGUAAGGAGGAAAAUUUACAUGAAGUUACGAUUAAUGUCAGAAAACAACCAGAGGUCAUCGAUGUUCCCCCAUUAAUUGUGUUGAAUGAUGGUAAGGAUAAGGAGGAGAAUGGGCAGAGCUCUGAUAAGUAUCUACUAGAGUUGGAGUAUGGAUAUGUAUCGUUUGAAGAAGUUGAUUUGGCAUUCGACAUCCCUGAUGAAGAUAUGUUAUGGCUUGAGAAAAGUGCAAUAGAAUUACUCUCAUCCAAUGCUAAUUCGGGGGAGAUUUUGGAGCUUAUAAAAGAGCAAGACAACACAGUGAAUGAAGCUUGGAGGAGCAUGGAGAUGAUGGGAUCCCACAUGGCCGGCCAUUGCAUGGAGCAAUUGCACAAGACUGGGCACAUGACCGGCCAUGGCAUGGAGCAAUCGCACAUGACCGGGCACAACCAGCCAUUUGAUCCUUUAGCAAUCCCACUAGGUCCUAUGACAAGGGCUCAGACUAAAAGGUUCAAGGAAGCUUUAUUAGGCUUGGUACGAACUCAUCUUGGAGGUCUAAUUGGAUACUUAGGGCGACGAACGAAGGGAUUAAACUUUGUGAAGAUUGUUCAAUCGAUUGAUCAAGGAGUGGAGGAACUUCAAGUCGACUUUGGUGGCUAUUCAAAGGGUAGAUUUGAAUCUAAUACAACUAGAUUCGUAUUAAUAGCUCAACAAAGAGCCAAUGUCGCAAUCAACGAUGAGAGAAUUCAACUUCCACCACCGAGGCAAGUUGCUAGGUUGGAUCCCAUGGAGAGAUUGAGGCAACAAGAACUUGGUGGACAAGCUCACAAUGAGAACAUGCGGCCUAGGAGGGGAGUUGAAAGAGAAGAGCCUAAAGACAACAUCAAGUACAAAAUCCCUAAAUUCAAUGGGAGAGGGUCACCAUCGGAUUACUUGGAGUGGGAGACAAAAUUGGAUAUGUAUUUUGAUUAUUAUCCUCAUGUCGAGCCUAAGAAGGUGCAAAUUGCUACUCUUGAAUUUACGGAGAAUGCUUUGAAUUGGUGGAAUCAAUUGGUUCAAUCAAGGAGAAGAAAUUUAAAGAGACCUAUUGAUACUUGGGCCAAGGUUGAUGAAGCUCCACAAGCCACUAUGGCUAGGUUUUUGGCGGGGUUGAAUAGAGAAAUUCAUGAUAUUGUGGAGAUGCAACAACACUAUGAUGUUGAAGAGUUGCUUCAACAUGUAUUGAAGUCCGAGAGUCAAGUGAAAAGGAAUGGCGCAAAAAAGAGCUUUGCAUCAUCAUCUAGCUCAUGGAAAACUCCAAUCAAGAAAGAUGAGAAAUCAUCCAACAAGGAGAAGGAGUUGGCGCAAAAGGGAAGCCCUAAAUCCGAUUCUAAAUCUUCAUCAAGUUCUUCUUCUAAGAAUCAUGUUAAGUGUUUUAAGUGUCAAGGAUUUGGUCAUUAUGCUAAGGAUUAUGUUAACAAGAAAGUGAUGUUUUUGAAUGAUCAAGGAGAAAUCGAAAGUGAAGAUGAAGAAUUUGCCCUAGGUUUUAGUGGUGAUGGAGGUGAUGAGAGGGGAUUUGCGCAUGAUGAUAAGGAUGAUGAUGGUGAUACACCGUCACUCUUGAACUUAGUUGCAAGAAGAACUUUAAGUGCCUAUGUUAAAGGAGAUGUGAACAAUCAAAGGGAGAAUUUGUUUCAUACUAGGAUGUACAAUGAUGAGAUGCUAUGUGAUGUGCUACCAAUGCAAGCAUGCCAUGUCUUACUUGGUCGACCAUGGCAAUAUGACAACAAGGUUCAUCAUGAUGGUGAGACAAAUAAGUAUUCCUUUAUGUGUGGUAAGCGUCCUAUUACUUUGAUUCCUUUAUCACCUCAAGAAGCUUUAAAAGAUCAAAUUAAAGUGAGAGAUGAGUUUGCUAAGAUAGAAUCCGAUUAUAGGGCUAAAGAAAAGGCUAAACAUGCUAAUUUGAAUGUGAAUUGCAUUGAAGGCAAAUCUGAUUUGGUUGAUAAGCAUGCUAGUUGUAUGAAAGUUGUUAAGGAGUUUCCUGUUUUGCUUGUUCUUAAGAAGGAUGGAACUUGGAGAAUGUGUGUUGAUUGUAGGGCAAUAAACAACAUAACGGUAAAGUAUCGUCACCCUAUUCCUAGAUUAGAUGAUUUGCUUGAUGAAUUGCAUGGUGCUUGUUUAUUUUCAAAGAUUGAUUUAAAGAGUGGCUAUCAUGAAAUUCGCAUGAAAGAGGGUGAUGAAUGGAAAACUGCCUUUAAAACUAAGCUAGGGUUGUAUGAAUGGGUUGAGAAGUUGUAUGCUAACCUUAAGAAGUGCACCUUUUGCACAAACAAGCUUGUUUUUCUUGGUUUUGUGGUGUCAACGCAAGGUAUAGAAGUUGAUGAGGAGAAGAUCAAAGCAAUCAAAGAAUGGCCAACUCCCACCAACGUUGGUCAAGUGAGAUCUUUUCAUAGACUAGCCGGAUUCUAUAGGAGGGGUUGGAAUUGGAGCUAUUUAAUGCAAGGUGGGAAGCCCGUCGCAUAUUUUAGUGAGAAAUUGAAUGGGCCUGCAUUGAAUUAUCCAACCUAUGAUAAAGAGUUGUAUGCUCUGGUGAGGGCGUUGCAAACUUGGCAACACUACCUAUGGCCUAAGGAAUUUGUGAUUCAUACGGAUCAUGAGAGCUUAAAGUAUUUAAGAGGCCAACAAAAGUUGGACAAGAGACAUGCUAAGUGGAGUGAGUUCAUAGAGAGCUUUCCUUAUGUUGUGCGAUACAAACAAGGUAAGGAGAAUGUUGUAGCCGAUGCUUUGUCAAGGAGGUAUAUAUUACUUUCCAUGCUUGAUUCUAAGUUUCUAGGAUUUGAGUAUAUUAAGGAAUUAUAUGCUAGUGAUGUUUACUUUGGUGAAAUCUUUAAAGAAUGUGAAAAUUCUAGAUUUGGAAAGUAUUAUAAGCAUGAUGGAUUUUUGUUUAAAGAGUCUAGAUUAUGUAAAAGUCGCCAAAUCUGGAAACAAGUGAAGAGGCUUCAAGGUGAAGACACGCAUGAUGGCAUGCUUGGCGCACGCAUGGCUGCAUCCCGACUCCCCCUGGACGCCAAUGUAGAUGGCUUGUGCGCCCAGGGCGUUGCUCUCAGCCCCCAUGCUGCCAGUGCCCAUGUGCUUGUUGGUGGCAUGUCUCGACUAGCGCUGGGCGCCCAUGUGCUAUGCUUGGCGCCCCAUGUGGUUUGCCUCGCGACCCAUGUAUUCCAGUGCUUUGACACAUCUUGA
Molecule: messenger RNA, 3507 nt
Organism: Corchorus capsularis
Lineage: Eukaryota; Viridiplantae; Streptophyta; Magnoliopsida; Malvales; Malvaceae
Source: the annotation of a GenBank genome assembly